AUGAUAGUCGAAGUCGAGAGAGGAAUAAACGAAGAAUUAGCGCAUUUGAGAGCAGGAUUGCCGGUGGCUCCCGAAAUUCCGAAUUUCGGGUUUGAAAAAAGAGAGCCAAAAGUGGCUAACGGAAAGGAAGAGUUCGCAGAUCAGAUAGAAAUCAACGAGGAGAUACAGGAAUAUGGAGAUGUUGAGUCAGAGGGAGGAGAGUUGGAUGAAGAACAAGAAUCAUACGAGGAAGAGGACGAUACAGAAGAUGAAGAUAAUGAGUUGGAAGAAGAAGAAGAGAGUGAAUCUGAUAACGAGAGUCAAGAAGAAAAAACUACGGUAUCUGAUUCGGAGUUAGAGUCUCAGAAUGUCACUCAAAUUGAGUCUGGUAAAAUUGCCACAGAAAAAUUAAACUCUGAAACAGAAGUCACAAUUUUAUCAGUGACAUUUCCACAAGAAGAACCUGAAGAUUAUGAAUCUUUUCUGCAAAACAUUUCCUCGGGCUCAAAAUUUAAAAUCACCCAUCUGCGAACUCAUAAUAAGGAGCAAGCAAUGAUCAAGGACAUUUUUGAUGUCGACGUUGAAGUCGACGAAUACGCUAGUUACGAGUUUGAGCCAGAUCACGAGAUCCGUCGAGAGAAGGAAAUUCUGAAGGCAGAAGUAGACGACAAGAUACGAAGACUGAAAGAGCAGAAGCAAGCUGAAAUAAAUGCGAGAAUCGCUGAAGAAGAAAAGCUUCAGAAAAUCAGGGAGGAACAGCAAAGACCUCUUCGCCGACAAUUAGCAGCGAAGAAACGGCUUCAAGACAAAUUACGGGCAGAAGAUUACGAAGGGGAAGAAGAGCUUCUCCAAGAAGAAUAUGAGACAAUGCAGCAAGAAUCGCAUGACGAUGAACAAGAAAUAAUUGCAGAGCCUCUUGCGGGAGGAGAUCAUUAUGGCAAGGAAAAGAUGUUCGGCUUGUUCAAGGGACGUGUUUUGUUGGAACCAGGUGUUCCACAUGAUUGCUAUUCUGAUGAAGAGCUUCAACCGUGUCUCAGAAAGCCUCUACCAAGAAAGUCGGACCCUGGUGAGUUUGGGAAAGCGUAUGUUCCAGAGAAUCCGUCUGCCGAAGACAAGGCCAAAAUUGAUAAAGGCUGGGAACGACACGGCUUCAACGAGUUCGUUUGCAACAAAAUCGCACUAACAAGACACUUGUCGGACAAACGACCAAGCAAAUGCAUGUCAAAAAGGUGGAAGAAGCCGCUGCCGACGACUUCAGUUGUGAUUGUUUUUCACAAUGAAGCCGAAUGCACUCUAUUGCGAACGGUCUACUCUAUCCUCGGAACAACGCCAAAAAUCCUGUUAACCGAAAUUAUCCUCGUCGAUGACAAAUCGGAAAUCGACAAAAGACCUGAGCUAGGAGUAAAGCUGGAGCAAUACAUUGUUAAUGAAAUAAACAGCAAAAUGGGAGAAAACUUCGUGAAAGUGAUCAGGCAGCCAACAAGAAUGGGGCUUAUUCAAGCUCGUCUUGCUGGGGCAGCAGCGGCAAAAGCCGAUACGAUUACUUUUCUCGAUGCACACUGCGAGUGUUUUCCUGGUUGGGCGGAGCCUUUAUUGGAACGAAUUGCUGAGGAUCCAACUAGAGUGAUGACACCUGUUAUCGAGGUGAUCGACGCUGGUACUUUCCGUACUACUGAGACGAAAACUGCCAACAUUUUCAAAGGAGUGUUCGGAUGGAAUCUCGUCUUCUACUGGAUGGAAGCAUAUGGUCCUCAAAAUCCAUAUACGUCUGCAUACGAAGCUCGACCGAUUCGAUCACCAACGAUGGCUGGCGGUCUAUUCACGAUGGAUAAAGGUGACUUGACCUCCAGAAUUCAACUUCGAGAAGAUCUUCAAUGCAAAUCGUUUCAUUGGUACAUGGAAAACGUUCUACCGGAGCUCGAUUACACGAUGAACAGCGAUUUGAUUUUUGCCGGAGAAAUCAUUGCUCAAGGACUGAUGACUGCACGAAAUCCAAAUAACAGACAGUGUUUUGACAGUUCUGGAAAAGACAAUGCUCAGAUCCAGAUCUUUCCUUGCCAUGGUAUGCUCGGAAAUCAAUAUUUCGAGUACACAAACAUCAAGGACAUAAGACUUAUCGGCGUUGACAAGCCCGCGCUCGAUCGGCAGACGGCUGAAAAGAAGGAGCGACUAGCAGCCGAAGAUGAGCGCAACGCGGCGUACGGUCGGGAGAGCAACAAGAACGCCAAGCUCGGUCUUCUCUACGAGCAGCGACAAGAGCGCGACGAACGCGACUUGGCCAAGCGCAUCAACGAGUUCCGCUUCGAGCAUCAGACCAAGGAGUCCCGACGUGAGUGGGACCUCAACGAUCCGGAAUCGAAAAAGAACAGCGCUCCAGUUCGAGUCGCCGAUGUCGACACUAAUCUUGGUAUUUCGUCGGCACAAGUUUUCGACGGAGAAGAUCUUGCUGGUCCAUCGCGAAAUUCCAUCCAGCAGGAUCAGCGACGACAGUGGGCAGACUGCCAGAGAGAGGAAAAACUUCGACGAGAGCAGGAAGAAGCUUAUACCACCCAUAAGUACCUUACUGAGCAAAUCGCCUGGGCUGAGAUGUGGCAAACGAUGCUCGACCAAAAAGAGGCCAAGAGAUUAGCUGAUUUAAAGGAAUUGAAGCAAUUUAACUUACAGCAAGCUAAAGAGAAGCGUGAGCGAGAAGCCGCGGAAAAGAACCGCGAGUUGCAGGACAAACUGACCGAUAUCAGAAACAACGUUACUGGUACUAUGCUGACGGAAGAUCCAGCUGUCGCCAAGUCCACUUUUGGCUCCCACCGAGUUCUUACUGACCGAUGGAAGGGAAUGAGUCCCGCGCAGGUCGAAGACAUCCGAUCAACGCAAGAACUUCAGCGAAGCGAAAAUAAAGCGAUCCAAAAUCAAAAUAAAGAAAUCGACAAUCAAUGGGACAACGACAGAAUCCAGCAGGCGAAAACUCUUAUGCUUAUGGAGCGCAGGAACGGCUUAAGUUUUCUCAUUUGA
Molecule: messenger RNA, 2988 nt
Organism: Oikopleura dioica
Lineage: Eukaryota; Metazoa; Chordata; Appendicularia; Copelata; Oikopleuridae
Source: the annotation of a GenBank genome assembly